AUGAAUCCAACUGCUGUGGAUGCUGUGAAGAAAGUGUCGGUUAAGAGAGCGUGCGAUAACUGCCGCUUUCGCAAGAUAAAAUGUAGUCUAGCGCAACCAUGCAGGGCAUGUGUGUCGAUGGGCUUUGAUUGCACAUUCUUUCAACCACAGAAAAAGCGGGGACCAACUGGACAACGUGUAUCACAAAUUCGGCAGCAACAACACACUCAGUUGCUAAGCAAGAGUUCCCAGGAUCAAAUCAGCCAGAGCCCAGCUCCUGAUGUCGUUCCGUAUCAAGGAGCGAUCUCCUCGCAGGACGAGAGGCAGCCAGGAGCUGUAACGGCGGCUCCAGAAACCGCCCACUGGCAUCCUCAUCAUGGCAAUGAGACCCAGGUGCAAUUGGGGUUAGCACGCCCUCGUGCAACUGCGCCAAUUGGGCCGUCCUGGAGUGCCACGAGCAUUUCAUCGGUAGAAUCUCCGGGGAGUUCUGGGCUCAACUGGAAUGAGCGAAAUAAUGCUGAGUAUUGGCUGCCGGAUAAUCUCGACGCACAGGUGCCAGUGUUCGACUUUCCCGGGAGCAAUAUAUAUCUAAAAACCUCGCUUCCAUCAAUAAUUCAACCAGAACUGGAUGCCCCUGGCCUGCCGCCGCAUCACGUGGACUCAACCAUGACCCUACCAAACCUCAGCGUUAUGCAAACAGGUGCCGAUCAUCCGGACACAUCAUGGCCAUCAUCGAUAUCGGAGGCCAACAUGAUUCCAUGGAUUGAAGUCUAUUUUGAACGUUUACACCCUACGGUACCCGUGUUGAAUAGGUCGUCUUUAUUCACCCGGAUGCUGUCUCAAGAGCACCGUCAAAAUCCUCAGUUCGGUGCUAUGCUAUUAUCAUUGUGCGCGUUCUCCCUGACGCAACCUAUUGAGAUCGACGAGCGGGCAACCUCCUCUUCUCGAGCCGAUCAGGCCCGGUCAAUGAUGAAUGAAGCAACGAAGAUGCGAAGCUGCUCUGACUUUGGAGAACAUCCAACCAUCGAUGCUGUUCUUACGAGCUUCUUCCUUUUCGGCUGCCUAUUUGGCAGCAAUCAACACAACGCUGCGUGGCUUCGGCUGCGAGAAGCGUUAGAUCUCGCAGCGUCUAUGGGAUUUAAUAACCCCGAAUUAUACCGGGAUCUACCUAGUGAGGAAAAAGGCCAACGCCUGCGGACAUAUCUGGUCUUAUCGAUCACAGAGAGAGCCUACGCACUGCAGCAUCGACAUACAAUUACCUUCUGGGGAAGACCCGGCUUUAGCAUGCGGUCAGUUCAUGAAUUUUUCCACAGUGCCACACAUAGCGUUGUGUCUGGUAUCAUAGUUCACAGCGAAAAGGAUGCUGAAGGAAUGCUUGGUCUUGCCCGUCUGAUGGAGUUGUUCGAUGUGAUUGACGAGGAAGUUGUUGACUGCUGGAAUCAGCGAUGCAGCGUCAGUUCAGGCUAUUGCGGCAAGCUUACCGAAGAAAAAGUCUUGUCUAUUCAUGAAACCCUCGGCAAAGUCAGCGAAUCUGAGAGACAUACGGGCUACGACUGGUUCGAACGCACCAAAUCCACCCAAAGCGCCACGUACAGCGCUCAACCGACUAUUACCAUGCGGGAAAGUCAAUGUGCGGAUGUAUUUAUCACCAAGAAAUGGCUACAGAACCGGUUAUGGGUGCUGUGUUCUACCCACGGCCUCCUUAGCCCCAUGCCACACCGCCAUGAAAUGUCUUUCGAGUACGCCAUCACAAUUGCUAUGGAUACAUUACGGAUCUGCCGGUCUUUGCGUCUGAGCUCGAUGGAAGCUCAUGGGAUCGGAAUGGCCGAAAAACUGUACAACAUUGCAGUGAGUGCCAUUGGCCUCGCGUCUCAUGUGCAGCCACCUCUUGAUGAACGCUCGACAACAUCACCGGCUAACUCCCUGUCGCAUCCGGGAGGCACAGAGUCUGGGGAUUUUUCUGGGCGCAUUUCAUCGGACAUGACGGCAAUGUCAUCUACACAAUCGCUGGCAGAAGACUUUUUGGUACUGCUGAGCACCUUUCGAGGUGGCAACCAUCCGUUCAUGGACAGAUAUAAGGCUUUUCUGAUCUCUUUGCAUAUUCCCAGAGAGCAAAACGGCGACCCGACUCAUCCUUGA
Aspergillus clavatus NRRL 1 is the source of this 2118-nucleotide messenger RNA. Its product is annotated as CeGAL family transcription factor. The record is from RefSeq and is a predicted model, not a curated record. Gene Ontology annotation, biological process: DNA-templated transcription; regulation of DNA-templated transcription. NCBI's taxonomy places the organism in Eukaryota, Fungi, Ascomycota, Eurotiomycetes, Eurotiales, Aspergillaceae. The coding region runs from base 1 to 2118 and encodes 705 amino acids. The transcript is spliced from 5 exons. Gene Ontology annotation, molecular function: DNA binding; DNA-binding transcription factor activity, RNA polymerase II-specific; zinc ion binding.